Porites evermanni is the source of this 846-nucleotide messenger RNA. The record is from the annotation of a GenBank genome assembly. Lineage: Eukaryota; Metazoa; Cnidaria; Anthozoa; Scleractinia; Poritidae.
AUGGAAAGUGGCCUCUUGCCGAAUUCAUCCAUCACAGCCUCCUCGGUAUAUGGGACCCAUAACAGACACGGAGCUUGGCUGGCACGUCUCAAUAAUGUUCCAAACGGCAAGUUUUGGGGCUCCUGGUCAGCGAAUUUAAAGGAAGCUGGCCAGUGGUUACAAAUUGAUCUCGGGGAGGAAAGGCUGCUGACAAAUUUUGCCACACAGGGGAGGCCUUCCCGCCCUCAAUGGGUGACGUCAUACAAAAUUUCGUUCAGUUCAGACAGCGUCAAAUGGGAGGAGUACAAGGAAAAUGGUGUCGUGAAGGUAUGUGAUGCUUUUUUUUCAAGAGGAAUCUCACAAGCAACUCGACACGUGACAUGGCCAGUUUCUUAUGAUCUUUCAGUAACAGCGCAAGGUUACUUGUUUGUUCGUUUUAUUGAUGCAAUGGAUUUGAGUUUUAUUGUGUCCCCUAAUUAUUAUUUAGAAUAAGCUUUUUAACAUGAAAAUGUCCUACCUUUUCCUCUCUAACUUGUGUCCCUCGUCAUAUGACAACCUGUACAUCUAAUACAGCCACCUGACUUUGUUUCCAAUGAGCGCAACUAAAAUUUGCGAUUUAGCUUAUUACCUUCAAAGACGACUUUCAAUUAAACUAUCAUUAACGGAAUGCUUACAAGUAAACGCUUUCGCCGAAUGGAUUUAUUCUCCUUGUAGGUUUUCACUGGAAAUUCGGACCAAAACACAACCGUGUCACACGCUGCAAAUUUCCGGGCCAGGUACGUGCGAUUUGUUGUGUUAACAUGGAGAUGGCAUGUAAGCAUGCGAGUUGAACUGUAUGGCAUGCGCAUCGGCUGUGAUGUACCAUAG